This is a messenger RNA of Lemur catta (Ring-tailed lemur), 2293 nucleotides long. RefSeq names its product selenocysteine lyase (gene SCLY). Lineage: Eukaryota; Metazoa; Chordata; Mammalia; Primates; Lemuridae. The record is from RefSeq and is a predicted model, not a curated record. The coding region runs from base 63 to 1421 and encodes 452 amino acids. The transcript has 12 exons.
GUCUUCCCCCUCCGCUCCUGGGCUGCCCAGGCGUAGCGGGUUCCGGCGGCGGGGGAGCCGGGAUGGAGGCGGCCGCGGCGCCCAGGAGGGAGGCGCGGGGACGUGCCGCGUGUCCGCCCGACGGCUGCCGAAAGGAGAGCUCGCCGGAGAGGAAAGUUUACAUGGACUAUAACGCAACCACGCCCCUGGAGCCAGAAGUUAUCCAGGCCGUGACUGAGGCCAUGCAGGAAGCCUGGGGAAAUCCCAGCAGUCCUUAUCUAGCAGGUAGAAAGGCCAAGGAUAUCAUAAACGCAGCUCGGGAAAGCCUGGCGAAGAUGGUAGGUGGGGCACCUCAAGACAUAAUCUUCACUUCCGGGGGCACUGAGUCAAAUAAUUUAGUAAUCCAUUCUGCGGUGAAACAUUUCCACGAAAACCAGACCUCAAAGGGGGACACAGCUGCGCGUCACAGCCCAGUGGAGGGGGCCAAGCCCCACUUCAUCACGUGCACGGUGGAACACGACUCGAUCCGCCUGCCCUUGGAGCACCUGGCGAAAGAACAGGUGGCCGCGGUCACCUUUGUCCCGGUGUCCAAGGUGAGCGGGCGGGCAGAGGCUGACGACGUCCUCUCGGCUGUCCGCCCAGCCACGUGCCUCGUGAGCAUCAUGCUGGCCAAUAAUGAGACCGGCGUCGUCAUGCCCAUCCCUGAAAUCAGCCAGCGCGUCAAAGCCCUGAACCAGACGCGGGCCGCUGCGGGGCUGCCGCCCAUCCUCCUGCACACGGACGCUGCCCAGGCGCUGGGGAAAAGGCGCGUGGACGUGGAGGACCUGGGCGUGGACUUCCUCACCAUCGUGGGGCACAAGUUCUAUGGUCCCAGGAUUGGUGCACUUUAUGUCCGAGGGCUCGGCGAGCUCACGCCUCUGUACCCUAUGCUGUUUGGAGGUGGACAGGAACGGAAUUUCAGGCCAGGGACAGAGAACACCCCAAUGAUUGCCGGCCUUGGGAAGGCUGCCGAGCUGGUGACCCGCCACUGUGAGGCUUACGAGGCCCACAUGCAGGAUGUCCGGGACUACCUGGAGGAGAGGCUGGAGGCCGUAUUUGAUAAGAGACUCCAUCUGAAUAGCCGGUUUCCGGGGGCUGAGCGGCUGCCCAACACCUGCAACUUCUCCAUCCGCGGAGCCCAGCUUCAAGGCCGCGUGGUGCUCGCACAGUGCCGGACGCUGCUGGCCAGCGUGGGGGCCGCUUGCCACUCAGACCACGGGGACCAGCCGUCCCCGGUGCUGCUGAGCUGUGGCGUCCCGUUCGACGUGGCCAGGAACGCGCUCCGGCUCAGCGUGGGCCGCAGCACCAGCCGGGCUGAGGUGGACCUUGUCGUGCAGGACCUGAAGCAGGCGGUGGCCCAGCUGGAGGGCCAGGCCCAGUGUGGGGGCCGCCCUUUCUCGUAGGAUCCCCGUUGCCAGGGCACCGAGCGCUUUGCCUCGCGCCCCUUCUCGGGCUGUGCUAGGAUGACUGUCUUGUUUCUCCGAAGUGCUGGGUGCAGUGCGUGUGCUUUCGGCUUCCUCCCCAGACAUGCGUCGCCACGGGCCCAGGACACCAACACCCGCGUAGGACCGUCCCCCGGGCUGCAGCUGUCCUGUGGGGACGUUGAAGUGGAAACGCUUCAGCCACAUCCGUGCUGCCCCCUGGGAAUUGGGCGAGCCUGUCGUGAGCUUCCCUUCCUGGAAGGUGGUGUUUGUAUCUGGAAGAUAAAAUGCGAGUAUUUAUAAUUCAUUUUUAGCCAAUCGCUAUCAGGAAAAUAGGAAACUUUUUGCUUCAAUCAUGGCCUCCCACGUGCACGUGUCAGAGUGGUCCCCUCAGGGCCCCUCACCAGCCCUUAACAAACACCCCCUCGAUUGACCCUGCCCUUCUGACCCCAGUGUGCAGUGACCCCGGCUGGGUAUGGCCCCUCAGCCAGGCCACUCUGCUUCCCCAGCCCUGCCUGUCCCACUGGGACGCACUCCUGUGGACGAGCCCUGUCCCAGUGCGUCACUUGGGCUCAGCACCACAGGCGUACCAGAGUCCUGGGGCGGCCGGUGCUUGUGUGACUCUGGGUCGUUCCUGAGGGAGCAGCUCAGAUCGUCGCCUGCCCGGCUUUCCUCCUGACUGUGUUUGCGAAGGGUCCUUUUGUCUCCACAAGAUGCGCUGUGGCCUCCUGACACGCACCACGUGUGGUGACCGCAUAGGAGUGGCGUCCAGUGCCAUGAGCUCACAGUGUGGCACCGAGAACUAUACGACGCUGAGGAAACAGCUGUCAGAAUUAAAUGAAUUAAAGAUCUCA